Messenger RNA from Penicillium bovifimosum, 846 nucleotides. RefSeq lists its product as uncharacterized. The record is from RefSeq and is a predicted model, not a curated record. Gene Ontology annotation, cellular component: mitochondrion. Bases 1 to 846 code for a protein of 281 amino acids. Lineage: Eukaryota; Fungi; Ascomycota; Eurotiomycetes; Eurotiales; Aspergillaceae. Gene Ontology annotation, biological process: fatty acid beta-oxidation. The transcript has 2 exons. Gene Ontology annotation, molecular function: enoyl-CoA hydratase activity.
AUGUCAGAUACUCUUCAGUCACAGCCACCACCCACAAAUGUGUUCAAGUUAUCCUUUCCCCAGCCGAAAGUCCUACUGGUGACGAUCGACCGUGAGAAACAACGAAAUUCAUUGCCCGCCGAGGCUCAUUGGGAGGGUCAUAGCUUAUUCUCCUGGUUUGACGAUGAACCCAGUUUGCUGGUGGCUAUAGUCACUGGAGCCGGCGACAAAGCAUUCUGUGCCGGCCAGGAUUUGACCGAACAGGCUUCUUCUCGCCUGGGUCCCAAGACUCCGGCCCAAGUCGCAGUGAUGAACCAUCCGCCGUCAGGGUUCAUGGGAUUGAGCCAGCGCAGAGGUAGAAAACCAGUGAUCGCCGCUGUAAAUGGGUUUGCACUAGGGGGAGGCUUCGAGAUCUGCUUGAAUUGUGAUAUCGUAGUCGCCUCCCCCAAGGCUGUAUUUGGACUUCCCGAGGUUGCAGUGGGACUAUAUGCUGCAGCCGGAGGACUGCCUAGGUUGAUGCGGAUUGUUGGUCUGCAACUCGCAUCGGAGAUUGCUAUGACCGGCCGCAAAUUGACAGCCCAAGAAGCCCUGGACUAUCGGCUUAUCAACCGAAUUUCUCAGAGCCCACAAUCGGUGGUUGAUGAAUGUCUCGUCCUAGCGAGCCAGAUUACAAGUUUCUCUCCUGACGGUAUCAUCGUUACACGCCAGGGAUUGCGCGAGGCAUGGGACAAUCCCAGCGUCGAGCACGCCACUGCACGAAUUCGUCAUGAAUAUGUGAACCGCCUGGUUGCGGGUGAGAAUUUCAAGAUUGGAGUUGAGGCUUUUGCCAACAAGACAAAGCCCAAAUGGGGCCCUUCUCGUCUAUGA